Molecule: messenger RNA, 1032 nt
Organism: Exophiala spinifera
Lineage: Eukaryota; Fungi; Ascomycota; Eurotiomycetes; Chaetothyriales; Herpotrichiellaceae
Exons: 1
Coding region: 1-1032 (343 amino acids)
Cellular component (GO): mitochondrion
Molecular function (GO): hydrolase activity, acting on acid anhydrides, in phosphorus-containing anhydrides
Source: RefSeq, a predicted model, not a curated record
AUGGCUAGUGCGCCGUCCAAGCCCAAGUUCGAGGUGCGAGGCUACUCCGAGCACAAGUCUCCCAAGCCGGCGUCGCCGUCAGCCAGCAUAGUGCUGGUCUCGCCCUCGAACGAAAUCCUCCUCCUGCACCGCGUCCAGACAUCCUCCGCCUUCCCCUCAGCGCACGUUUUCCCCGGGGGCAACCUGGAACCGUCGGACGGGCCGCUGCCUCUGGACCCGCAGGACGUCGACCGACACAAAGACAGCAUCGCGUACCGCACGGGCGCGAUACGGGAGCUGUUCGAGGAGACGGGCAUCCUCCUGGCGCGGUCGUCGCGCGAUGCCGGGUCGCUCCUGGCCGUGUCCAAGGAGCAGAGAAAGAGCGGGCGCGAGGCCGUCCACCGGGGCGCAGUCACGCUGGCGGAGUGGCUGAAGGGCGUGUCGCCGUCCGCGAUGCUCGACACGAACCGACUCAUCCCCUUCACGCACUGGGUGACGCCGCCGAAUGUGCCCAAGCGCUUCACGACGCAGAUGUACCUGUACUUUGUGGACCGGGCCGAGAGCGGCAAUCCCAGUGUCCACGCGACGGGCGACGAGGUCGAGACCAUGGCGCCCGAGUGGCGCCGCGCGAGUGACUGGCUGCGGCGCGCGAGGUCCGGGGAGAUCAUCCUGUUCCCGCCGCAGUUCCUGCUGUUGUAUCUGGUGUCUGGCGUUCUCGAUCGGGGUCGCGUGGGACCGCAGGAAGAUGAGACGGCAGUCGUCGCGAAACGGGACGAAUUGAGGAGAAAGAUCGAGACCGAGGGGUGGACGCACAAGUUUAUCAGUCCUAUUGGUCUCCAGUUCGGCCGGGAGGAUGGCAGGACGGUCCUGUCGCUCGACAAGCCAGGCCCGGAACUCAGAGGGAGCGGGCUGAAGGGCGACUCAGAGUAUGUUGUGCUCGUGAAGUUCAGAAAGGAAGGUCCCCGAGAAUUGGACGUUGCGUUCAGAAAGGACGUGCUCAGAGACGAGAGGGAGUUGAAGGCGCAGAAGCAGGAGAGGGGAGGCAAACUGUGA